This is a messenger RNA of Electrophorus electricus (electric eel), 1569 nucleotides long. The record is from RefSeq and is a predicted model, not a curated record. Lineage: Eukaryota; Metazoa; Chordata; Actinopteri; Gymnotiformes; Gymnotidae.
AUGGCUCCGGCCCUGUUGGACGAUUACACCGAGCUGAAGGUCCACUUCUCAAAGACUGAGUGGCUUCAUCUGGAGAGAUGGGAGAAAGUUAGAUAUAAAAACAUUAAGAGAAAUUAUCACGCUAUGGUUGCCAUUGUUCCUUUUUUGCAGUUAAACACCCACUCUCGUGGCAGUAAUGUCCGCAACAGGGCAAGAGUUAUUUACACAGAAGAGGAGGAACCUACAGAUGAAGACUACUUCUACUGUGAGGAGUGCAGAUCUUUCUUCAUUGAGAAGUGUGAGGUUCACGGUCCACCUCACAUCAUCCCAGAUACCCCUGUUCCAGUGGGGGUCACGGAUCGAGCCAGACAGACACUUCCAUCUGGUCUGGAGAUUCAGAAGUCCAGUAUUCAUGAUGCUGGCUUGGGAGUGUUUAACAAGGGUCAGACUGUGCCUGUCGGUGCACACUUUGGGCCCUACCAGGGAGAACUGAUAGACAAAGAGGAGGCCAUGAACAGUGGCUAUUCCUGGGUGAUAUUCAAGAGCAAGCAUUGUGAUGAGUACAUAGAUGCGAAGAGAGAGACUCACUCUAAUUGGAUGAGGUAUGUGAAUUGUGCUCGUAAUGAUGAAGAGCAGAAUCUGGUGGCCUUCCAGUAUCGAGGGGGGAUUCUGUACCGUUGCUAUCGACCCAUCAAAGCAGGUCAGGAGCUCCUGGUGUGGUACGGAGACGAGUACGCCAAAGAUCUCGGCAUCACAUUUGACUACAUCUGGAACAAAAAGUGCUCUGCAAAAGAAAUGAAUGAUGUCCACUUUGAAGUCUUCUCCUGCUCUGAGUGUAAACUUUCCUAUACAGCUCAAAUUUACCUCCAUAAACAUGUCAGGAGAUGUCACCAUGAGGAGUAUGUCAAACUGCUGAAAUCAGGCAAGAUUAAAACUGAGAAUCUGGCACCUAUAAACAGCUUCAGUACUCCACAAAUGUUCUCUGUUACUAGUAUUCUCCAAACACACCAGCGCACUCACACAGGAGAGAAGCCGUAUCACUGCUCAGAGUGUGGGAAGAGUUUUAUUCAGCAGAGUAGUCUUCAACGUCACCAGCGCACUCACACAGGAGAGAAGCCGUAUCACUGCUCAGAGUGUGGGAAGAAUUUUAGUAGACAGAGUCAUCUCCAAACACACCAGCGCACUCACACAGGAGAGAAGCCGUAUCACUGCUCAGAGUGUGGGAAGAGUUUUAUUCAGCAGAGUAAUCUUCAACAUCACCAGCGCACUCACACAGGAGAGAAGCCGUAUCACUGCUCAGAGUGUGGGAAGAAUUUUAGUAGACAGAGUCAUCUCCAAACACACCAGCGCACUCACACAGGAGAGAAGCCGUAUCACUGCUCAGAGUGUGGGAAGAAUUUUAGUAGACAGAGUCAUCUCCAAACACACCAGCGCACUCACACAGGAGAGAAGCCGUAUCACUGCUCAGAGCUGCAAGCCUUCGUGGAGGGAGUGUCCUCAUUUGAGGACGACGCCUCCCUGCAAGCCGCAUUGGGCAGCCUACUUGUUCCGGAGCGGCGCCUCCUGCGCAGAGCCUUGAGAGGUACCUAG